Mytilus trossulus (common blue mussel) is the source of this 1149-nucleotide messenger RNA. Its product is annotated as putative nuclease HARBI1. The record is from RefSeq and is a predicted model, not a curated record. Bases 1 to 1149 code for a protein of 382 amino acids. Lineage: Eukaryota; Metazoa; Mollusca; Bivalvia; Mytilida; Mytilidae. The transcript has a single exon.
AUGGCGUCUAAAAUGUCAAAACAAAUGGGUUUAUUAAUGUUACAACAAUUUCUCGACGACGAUGAUGACAUUGAUAACUUGUUAUAUGCUGCAGCAGUUAGCGGUUAUCAGAAUUUGUCACUGUGCUACAUUAGCAUACUUAAGAAAAGAAAUAAAAUUCCUCGAAUCCUUAAUUACGCUGAAACUGUUAUCCCAGAAUACAGUAAUGAAGAAUUUCGGAGGCGCUUUAGAAUGAAUAAAGAAACAUUCUUAGUUCUAGUUGAACAGUUAAGAGGGAGCAGAAAUUACAAAACUAUUAGUUUAGAAAAACAAGUUCUGAUAUUCCUUAAAUAUGUCUCUAGUCAGAUGACUUUGCAAGCAAUUGCCGACUAUUUUGGUGUAUGUGAAUACUCAGUUUUUGAAAUUGUCAAAUGUCUUGCUAAUGUAAUUUGUGAAAAGCUUUUAGCACAAUAUAUAAGAUGGCCCAGCAACAAUCAGGUACAAGAAAAUGUCCAAAAAUUUAGUCAGAAAGGGUUUCCAGGAGUCAUAGGUGCAAUUGACGGUACACACAUACCAAUACGUGCACCUAAGGAAUACCAUGAAAACUAUAUAAAUCGCAAGUCUUUUCAUUCUAUCAUACUUCAAGGUAUUUGUGACCAUGAUAUGCAUUUCCUAGAUGUUUUCUCUGGAUGGCCAGGAUCCGUACAUGAUUCUCGUGUGUUUAAAAACUCACUAAUUUUCAACAAAUUUGAAAAUGAUAGCGCCAACAUGUUCUUCGGCAAUUCACAUUUAUUGGGAGAUUCCGCAUAUGGCCUUCAGAACUGGCUGAUGACACCGUAUAAGGAUUAUGGUAAUCUUACCAGAAAUCAAAGGAAGUAUAACUUUGUACACAGCAGCACUAGAAUGGUCAUUGAACAUGCUUUCGGGGCAUUAAAGGGGAGAUUUAGAAGAUUAAAAUACCUCGACAUUCUGGAUAUUCAAAAAGCCGUCGAAGUUUCCUUGAGUUGUUGUGUUUUGCACGAACUUUGUCUGUCCACACAUGAUGAUAUGACUGAAUAUAUUGAAGAAGGAGUUGUUGAAAAUACGGAAGUCAAUAAUUUUGUAGAGGUUCAUAAUCCUACUGACAAUGCAGAGACGAAAAGAAGUGCCAUAAUGGACAACUUAAUUUGA